This is a messenger RNA of Anoplophora glabripennis (Asian longhorned beetle), 669 nucleotides long. RefSeq lists its product as uncharacterized. The record is from RefSeq and is a predicted model, not a curated record. NCBI's taxonomy places the organism in Eukaryota, Metazoa, Arthropoda, Insecta, Coleoptera, Cerambycidae. The transcript has 2 exons. Bases 106 to 459 code for a protein of 117 amino acids.
UAAGAUCAAGCCUCUACCGCCGUGUGUCGCGAGUGUCCGCGGGACGGCUUUGGUCACAGGGCUCUUGCUUUUCGCGGAAGGCAGAGAGGUUAGGCGUACGAUUUGAUGACUGGUGGGGAACGCGUUGUGAAAAUCGGUGAUUUUCUGGAUCAUCUCAUUGUAGGAUUAAGAUUUUCAACUCGCGUAAUAUUUAGUUGGAGUGGUUAUGUGGAAUACAAGAAGUAUUUUUGCUUGAAACAUCCAACAAAUACCUGUGGAUAUCAGGAUAAAGUCUCCCCCUUCACUUCGUUAAAAUUAAAACAGUGCCGGGUGAUAGUGCUGGUAACUCCACCGAGAAGAAGUACAACCAAUUGUUAUUCUGCCACUAACAGUGGAAAUAGUGAGUCAGGAACCCCUUCACAAGGGGUUCUUUGGACGGAUUCAAGUCAAGUCAAGUCGAACUUUCAAGCGUUGUGGUGAAGAUUUUCCACCGCCUUGCCGACUCCACUGGCCCACUGCAAACGAACAAAGGAACCGUUUCUCGCGGAAGUACUCUUUGUGUGGACAAUUGGACUGUCGACUACAACAGUGGUACCUACAUCAACUAUUGGACCCCUCCAUCUAGUGGACAACACAGGUGGUGCAGCUAAAUCAGAGUCCAGGAAGCUUAGUAGCCGCAAGUUAUUUCUU